Psilocybe cubensis is the source of this 810-nucleotide messenger RNA. RefSeq lists its product as uncharacterized. The record is from RefSeq and is a predicted model, not a curated record. The transcript is spliced from 5 exons. NCBI's taxonomy places the organism in Eukaryota, Fungi, Basidiomycota, Agaricomycetes, Agaricales, Agrocybaceae. The coding region runs from base 1 to 810 and encodes 269 amino acids.
AUGUCUGUCUCUUCUAACACCAUAGUUCUACAGCCGUUGGUUGCAGAGAUCCACAAUGACACGUUACUGACGCUUGGUCUUGCUUUGAACGAUGGCAACCGCCUAGCGCCCAUCUUUUCUCAAUAUGGCAAAAUCCCACAUGUCUUACGGGACCUUGACGAGAGUGUGCACAAGUUUGUGACUCUUUGUUUGGCCAACCCCGCGCUCCCCAAGAUGCCUCAAUCACCGGCGUUUGAAGUGGUGUUUGGUAUUUGCAAGACCAUCCAGCAACUUUGCCAUGGCGCGACGCCCGAAGCUUUAUCUACGGAAGUCAGUGCAUCUUUGUCCGUCAAGCCUGGCAAUGUCCUUUCUGUUGGAAACUCCUCCACUGGUGGCGGCGCCACUCCUGGAGAGCGCAUGGAGCCUUCACGUCACAAGCAGGAGGAUGAGGUAACACGAUAUGACCUCAUAUUAUUUAUCUUGCAACUCAUUGACGGUAUGCAGGCCAUGUCCGUUGACAACGACGGCCCAAGUCAAAUUGCAAUCCCUACCACCAUUGUGGACUCUUCUACCCCUGGUGCUUCUCAGCUGGGUUCUUCUUCUGUUUUGUCUAAGGGCAAGGGGACAAACAAGCGGCCUGAAACUGUUCUACUUGACUAUGAAGCCGCCGGUGUAUCAUCCAGUGAGCCUGCAUUGCAGAAGGCAUGCCGAUAUGCCAACAAACGUGUGCGCUCCAAAGAGGCUAAGUCUAUGACUACACUGGGUUUCUCUCCCAAGAACUUGUCUGUAGACCAUGCUUUGUAUAAUCUCUACAAGGAAAAAGCCGACUAG